Dermacentor andersoni is the source of this 1887-nucleotide messenger RNA. Lineage: Eukaryota; Metazoa; Arthropoda; Arachnida; Ixodida; Ixodidae. The record is from RefSeq and is a predicted model, not a curated record.
AUGACACGCGCGUCCCAAGUCAAGCCCGCGUUCGUCAUGCUCUCCCGCCAACUUCAGACACGGCCACCGCCGUUGUUCCGUACAGAGGAAUUUCAGGUGUCUGCGGUAAUUGCGGCACAGCAGGUUGCGAGCCGUCUGUGUGCCCCGCUCGCGCUACGUUGCCUGCACACGGCUGCCGAAGAAGGUUCAGGUGCCAUGCUGGAAGGAGCAGCCAAAACGGCACAGGAACAGCACAGCCCGCUAAGUCUACCAAAGUUCGGCCUUGGACUUGCCAAGGGCAUUCAGCACAAGGUCAAGAUAAAGUCGUCAGCCUCUCCAGUCGUGCAAAAGCUCAGACACACAGAAGAUGGCCUUCAGAUUGAAGAGGAAGUUGUGUCUCUGGUCACAUCUUCAGUUCAUGUCAAUGACCUUCGACUUGCUACAGCCGAGGAUUGCAAACUCCAGGAGGUUGUUCAUUUUGUUCAGACAUCAUGGCCAGCGAAGAAAUCUUUGACUGUUGAACUGACUCCUUACUAUGAGGUCCGGGAGGAAUUGUCAGUAGCAGAUGGUCUGCUUAUGCGCUCGGAGCGUAUUGUGGUUCCAGCCAAGCUCACUGCUACGUUUAUUCAGCUUGCCCAUGAAUCGCACCCGGGAAUUGUGAAGACCAAGCAACGUCUUCGUGGAAAGUACUGGUGGCCAGGUCUGGACAAACAAGUAGAGACUGCCAUCCGAAACUGCACGGUCUGUCAGUCGGCAGACAAAAGUGCUAAAAGCUAUCCCACUCCACUACAGCCAGUGGCCCUUCCAGAUAAACCUUGGAGCAAGAUAGCUAUUGAUAUUGUGGGCCCAUUUGAGCGUGCACCAGCCGACUGCCGUUUCGUUAUAUCGGUUGUCGAUUAUUUUUCCAAAUGGCCAGAAGUUGCUUUCUGCAGGGAUGUGUCUUCCACUAAAGUGAUGGACUUCCUCCUGUCAAUAUUUGCACGAGAAGGCUACCCCGACGAACUGGUCUCGGAUCACGGACCACAAUUUACAUCCCGAGAAUUCGAGUCCUUUCUUCAAGAUAGGGGCAUCAAGCACAGUUUCUCGGCCGUGUAUCACCCACAGGCAAAUGGACAGGUGGAAAGGUUCAACCGUGUGCUCAAAUCUUAUAUUCAGUUGGCCUUGCUAGAGCAGCGACCAGUGAAGAACACUGUUACAGAGUACUUGGGGAUCUUCAGAGUUACUCCUCACAGUACCACUGGCCUUUCUCCUGCAGUGCUUCUGCAUGGCCGGCACAUCAGGACAUCCUUGGACGUCAUCGGACAUCCCACCUCUAGCUUCUUCACGGACCCCGCUCCGGAGAUGUCCUCACUUCGGAAGAGGGUGAAAGAGCACCAGCGCAAAAACAAAGUGUACGCUGACCGACGAAGAGCAGCCCGAGUACCGCAGUUCCAAGUUGGGAAGUAUGUGCGCGUUAAGAAACCAACUCCUGGUCCGAAAGGUACUCCCAGCUUUGGACCUCCAAUGAAGAUCCUUAAGCGCAUCGGGCGUUGGUCCUUCUGCCUGGAAGACGGUCGAACUUGGAAUGCCUCACAGCUGACGGCAGUCCCAACGGGAGCAUCGCCACAACAUGCGGUACGGUGGGAUGACGACUACAAAGCUGCGCCGCUACACGGAGCACAAGCCUCUUGGCUGCCAAGCCCACGGUCACCUGGCAGAACCUCUGGGCAGUUGGAGCUAUCCCCGUCAAUUUCUUCAGAUCUUUCACAGCCACAGGGUCCAGUACAUGCAAGCCUUGCUUCAGAAGAUGGUGACAGUGCUUCCGUUGUCAUCGAAACUGCUGGCGAGCCGCCAGCGUUACGUCGGUCCACAAGAGACAGAAGACCACCGGCAAGGUUGCAGGACUAUGUGCUUGGAUAUAAACAUUGA